This is a messenger RNA of Dreissena polymorpha, 2511 nucleotides long. RefSeq lists its product as uncharacterized. The transcript is spliced from 13 exons. The record is from RefSeq and is a predicted model, not a curated record. Lineage: Eukaryota; Metazoa; Mollusca; Bivalvia; Myida; Dreissenidae. Gene Ontology annotation, molecular function: S-adenosylmethionine-dependent methyltransferase activity. Bases 305 to 1897 code for a protein of 530 amino acids.
CAGUGAUAUAAAGCGUUCUGAAAACGUUGGCUUUUGGUUUGAAGUAUUGAUUGUGUGCGCGAAGCUUUUUAAGCGCUUGAAUUUUGUUUGAUAUGCAUGUGUGCCGAACCAGAUAGAAGUUAGAAAAUUGUCUGUAUUUCCCCCCUAGCGUUGUUUUGUAAUAGUAAAUAAAUAAACGACACAACUUUCUUGUACACUUGCGGACUGUCUACCAUUCACGCAAAAUCAUUACUGAUCAAAACUUUUUGGAAAUUUGAAAUAUUAGCUCUGUGAGAAACGUGCAUAUUUUCACUACCGGUCAACAAUGGGGGAUAUAGGAGCCUUUAUGCGCGGCCGUGCAUCCAGGAGCGCGCCGGAAGUACCGAUGAAUUUGCAAGACGAAGAUCUUGCGAAAACUAGAGCUGACUUCUGGAUUUAUUCAGAGGUGCGUGAGGCCAUGACUGAGUUCUGGCAGGAGCACUCACAGGAGGCGUCCCUUGAGGAGAUGAUGUUGGACACGAACGCCCAUCAGCUGACCAAGCAUGAGCUCCCAGAGAUACUCUCCUACCUUCCAAGCUAUGAGGGAAAGGACGUAGUAGAGCUGGGAGCCGGAAUAGGGAGAUUUACCACAACCCUUGCUCAGUCGGCCAAUCACGUGGUCGCUGUGGACUUUAUGGAGAAGUUCCUUAACAAGAACCGAGAGCUUAACGGACAUCAGGAGAACAUUGAGUUUAUAUGUGAGGAUGUGACCAAGUUGACACUUGAAAAUAACAGCUGUGACCUGAUCUUCUCCAACUGGCUCAUGAUGUACUUGGAAGAUGAGGAAGUCCGCAGUCUGAUCCGCAAAAAACUGGAGUGGAUCCGGGAAGGCGGCUACUUGUUUGCCCGGGAGUCCUGCUUCAGCCAGUCAGGAAAUAUAAAGCGCAGCAAGAACCCAACAAAGUAUCGAGACCCAAGUACUUACAUGGCGAUAUUUAGCAUGACCACAAUUCCAAGUGAUGUCGAAGGAGAAGUGUUUGGAUUUGAGCUUGUGCUAUCAAGACCUGUCAGCUCGUAUGUCAAAAUGAAGCAAAACCACAAUCAAGUUAUCUGGCUUCUGCAAAAGCUUCGUAGAAAAGCCAGCACAGACAACAGCACCUCUGGCACAAUUCAAGAGUUCCUGGACAAUCAGCAGUAUUCACUCAAUGGAAUCCUCCGAUACGAGAAAGUGUACGGUCAUACGUUUGUAAGCACAGGAGGGAUCGAAACAACACGGGACUUUGUCUCGAGGCUUGACCUCCAACCAGGCCAGUUAGUAUUAGAUGUAGGCUGUGGAAUAGGCGGGGGUGCUUUCUACAUGGUCAAGGAGUUCGGUGUUCAAGUCUUGGCCAUUGAUCUCUCUACAAACAUGAUCAGCCUGGCUAGACAAAGGGCACAGGAAGUAGGGGUCAAUGAUGAUGAGGUACAGUUUGAGAUUGCUGAUGCAACAAAACGAGAUUACAAACCAGAGACGUUUGACGUGAUCUACAGCCGGGACACUAUUCUUCACAUUCAGGACAAGCUUGCUCUCUUUAAGCAAUUCUAUAAAUGGUUGAAGCCUGGAGGGAAGCUGUUCAUCACUGACUACUGCUGCAGCGACGGUGACCAUAGCGACAAGUUCAAGGCCUACGUGAACCAGAGAAGUUACAAUCUACUAUCACCCGCCAAGUAUGGCGAGGUUAUUACAGCAGCUGGAUUCUCUACAGUGGAUGCUAGGGAUAGGACAGACUUGUUUGUGGAAUGCCUUGAGAAGGAACUAGUACACCUCCAGUCUAUCCAGGAAGAGUUUGUACAGCAAUUCUCGCAAAGCGACUACGACUACUUAGUGAAUGGGUGGAAGGAUAAGCUGGGACGAACAGAAGACCAAAGGUGGGGGGUGUUCUAUGCAGAGAAGAAUUGAGGGCAGAAACAAUAAUGGAAGAUUGACCGGGAAAUUGACAUAGUAGCAAUAUGUGAUGGCAAUAAAAUCACGUUAUGAAGGGAUCCAUGCGCUAUAAUUCUCUGAACUUAUUACCAUUUGUCACAGGUAGAUAGGUUUGUCAGUUGAUGGUUUAUAUUUUAGGUUUGAUAUGGUGCAUUGUACAUUACACUAGAGUAUAUCUUAAAAAUUAGCCAUGUUUAUGUUCAUAGAUUAAGAGUCCCCGGGUUGCUGUUUUGAUGCUUUAUUAUAUAGAAGAUAAAAAAUAUUUAUUAUAUGGACCAUGCUAUGUGAAAAGGGGGUUUAACGUAUAUUGCGCUCAUGAAAUUAUGGGUAAUUUUUUUAUAACCUGUUAUGGAUUUUUACUGUGAUUAUUUAUUGUUUUAUUAAGGACAUAUUUUUAUGCCCAAUGUUUUUAAUUCAAACCAUCAGUAUUAAGAUUUGUUAUAUCACCUGCUGAUAAAAGAACCAUUAUGUUUUAUACGUGAUACGAUCAAUGUGCUAUUUCAUGUAUAUCAUAUCUAAUUUAACAUUACUGAUGUCUUUUGUUAGUGUUUUGAUAACAAAGCUGAAAUAAAAAUGUGGUCGAAAUAUUA